Molecule: messenger RNA, 1125 nt
Organism: Pestalotiopsis fici W106-1
Lineage: Eukaryota; Fungi; Ascomycota; Sordariomycetes; Amphisphaeriales; Sporocadaceae
Exons: 3
Coding region: 1-1125 (374 amino acids)
Molecular function (GO): oxidoreductase activity
Source: RefSeq, a predicted model, not a curated record
AUGAAGUCAAUCGUCCCCAUUUUCUGUGUCAUCGCCCCGAGUCUUCUCGGAACAGCGUCUGCGUCCACAAAUAGCACAUUAGAUGCACUUGUCCUGGCUUCCACGGACAACAUACAGGCAAUUUUAACAGAGAGGUCCUCUUGGAAUGUGUCGAAAACUUGUACAGCCGAGAAUGUGGCCGUGCGAAAAGAAUGGUCAACCUUAACCUCCUUGGAGAAACUGGACUACAUCGAUGCCGUCAAAUGCCUUAUGAAUACCAAGCCCAUCACUCCUCUAUCUGCAGCACCAGGGGUUCGUAGCCGCUUUGAUGACUUUGGCGCUCUACACGUAAAUAAGACAUCCAUAAUCCACUGGACAAGCUACUUUUUUACGUGGCAUCGGUAUUAUACCUGGCUUUAUGAAAGCGCCCUCCGUGAUGAAUGUGGCUAUAAUGGGACACAGCCAUACUGGGACUGGUCCAGUACCGACACUAUUGCUAAGCACCCAUUAUUCGACGGGACUGCCACCUCCAUAUCCGGCAACGGCGCCCCGGCGAACCAUACGUCCAUCAUCUACCUCCCUACUCCGGAUAUCAUUAACUCAACGCUGCCAUCGGGCUCGGGUGGUGGCUGCCUUACGUCAGGACCCUUUGCCAACUUUACCGUCACCCUUGGUCCUCACGGCGCCCCGCUUAACGACGGUCUGCAGCUCAAUGAGCGCUGCCUUACGCGGGAUUUUCGCGACUGGUACCUCCAAGAGUAUCUGUCGUACGAUAAUGUUACAACAGCCAUAGUCCAGCCUGACCUGCAGAGCUAUAGCAACGUCAUGGGGUCCACGUACGGCGGCUUACACGACGGCGGCCAUCAGAGCAUCGGAGGCCUACAGGACGACUUGUGGGCCAGCUCUCAGGAUCCGUAUUUCUUCUUUCACCACGCCCAGAUUGAUCGUAUCUGGAGCCUCUGGCAGGGCCUCGGCCAGGAUAUCAGGACUAAGCAGGUCUCCGAUACUAUAACGAUCAGAAAUUUGCCUCCAUCUGCCAAUGGCACUUUAGAAACCGUUGUCGAUAUGGGCUUCUUGGCUGAGGCAAAGACGAUUGGUGAAUUGAGCUCUACCAUUGACGGACCUUUCUGUUAUGUAUACGCUUAG